Molecule: messenger RNA, 3291 nt
Organism: Neurospora tetrasperma FGSC 2508
Lineage: Eukaryota; Fungi; Ascomycota; Sordariomycetes; Sordariales; Sordariaceae
Exons: 4
Coding region: 1-3291 (1096 amino acids)
Biological process (GO): mRNA splicing, via spliceosome
Cellular component (GO): U4/U6 x U5 tri-snRNP complex
Molecular function (GO): U6 snRNA binding; protein binding; U4 snRNA binding
Source: RefSeq, a predicted model, not a curated record
AUGUCAGAGAAGGACCAGAAAUGCCUAGAGCACUUGCGCCUUACCGAUCCUCGUGAUGAUAAAGUCCGCAUCGAACAGACCAAAGGCGGCCUUUUACAAGACUCGUAUCGAUGGGUCCUCGAUAACGCUGACUUUCAACAGUGGCGUGACCACCUACAGCACCGACUGCUCUGGAUCAAGGGCGACCCCGGCAAAGGAAAGACUAUGUUGCUGUGCGGCAUUAUCAAUGAGCUGGAUCAAGGCAACGCGCGCCACUGCAAUGUGGCCUACUUCUUCUGCCAAGCUACCGACUCUCGCAUCAACAAUGCAACCGCCAUACUACGCGGUCUGAUCUACCUGCUUAUAGAGCAGCAGCCAUCUGUUCUCUCACACGUCCGGAAGGAGUAUGACCGUGCAGGCGAGAAUCUCUUCAAAGAUGCAAAUACGUGGAUCGCCCUAUCGAGAAUCUUCACCAACAUCCUACGAGACCCAAGCCUCCGAACGACCUACCUAGUCAUUGACGCGCUUGACGAGUGCGUUACAACAGACCUGCCACAGCUUCUCGACUUCAUUGCUCAGCAAUCAUCGUCUGGAUCUCGAGUCAAGUGGAUCGUCUCAAGUCGUAAUUGGCCGCAAAUUGAGGAACGGUUGAAGAAAGCCGCAGAUAAAGUGAAGGUCUCCCUGGAGCUAAAUGCGGAAUCCGUCGCAGCGGCUGUCAAUGCGUUUAUUCUGCAGAAGGUGGAUUACCUAAAAGAGCUGAAGGAGUACGACCCAAUUACGAAAAAGACCGUUCAGGACUACCUAUGCUCUAACGCGCAAGAUACCUUCCUUUGGGUGGCGUUGGUCUGCCAAGCGCUUGAAAAAGUCCAGAAAGCGUUUGCCGUAGAAAAGCUACGCAUGUUUCCAUCUGGACUGGAUGCUCUAUAUGCGCGGAUGAGAGAGGAUAUGAGCCAGUUCGAUGAAUCCGAUUACUGCAAGCAUAUUCUUGCUGUUGUCGCAAUUGUUCGCCGGCCAAUUAGCCUUCAAGAACUAGCCUCUCUCGCCGAGUUGCCCAAUACUAUUUGCAACAAUCUUGAAUUUCUAAAAGAUAUUAUAGGGCUUUGCGGUUCAUUUCUAACUUUACGAGAACAAACCAUCUAUUUUGCUUUUGACUGGAUCUUCCCUAAAGGGAAAGAAGAUGUGCACUAUAUUAUCUUCCUGAGGUUACUUGAUGCCAUGUCUACAACACUGCGACGCGACAUAUACGGCUUAAGGGCACCGGGAUUUCCGAACGAUAAGGUCCAAGUACCGAAUCCGGACCCGCUAGCGACGGUGCGGUACUCGUGCGUCUACUGGGUUGAUCACUUGCGUGACUCUGUUUCUGGCACGAACACAAAACGGCACGAUCCGUUACAGGAUAACGUUGUCUAUACAUUCCUCAAGACGAAGUACCUUUACUGGCUCGAAGCUCUAAAUCUACUCCAAGCUAUGCCUGCCGGUGUUGUUGCUAUUAGAAAGCUCGAGGGCCUACUAUUAUCAAAGCUUGUUUGGGAUGCUUACCGGUUUACUCUAUCUUAUAAGUCAAUAAUAGAGCAAGCUCCACUUCAAGUAUAUAUAUCAGCGCUUAUAUUUGCUCCAAGCGGUAGCUUGAUAAAGAAGAAUUUCAGGGCAGAAGAACCUGAAUGGAUUCGAACUAAGCCGGCUGUAGAAUUGGAUUGGAAUGCAUGCCUCCAGACCCUAGAAGGCCAUAGCGACUCCGUUCACUCAGUGGCGUUCUCGCCUGAUGGCCAGCGGCUUGCGUCCGGCCAUAGCGACUCCAUUUUCUCAGUGGCAUUCUCGCCUGAUGGCCAGCGGGUUGCGUCCGGUUCGGACGAUAAGACGGUCAAGAUCUGGGAUCCGGCAUCGGGGAGCUGCCUCCAGACCCUCAAAGGCCAUAGCGACUCCAUUUUCUCAAUGGCAUUCUCGCCUGAUGGCCAGCGGGUUGCGUCCGGUUCGGAGGAUAAGACGGUCAAGAUCUGGGAUCCGGCGUCGGGGAGCUGCCUCCAGACCCUGAAAGGGCAUAGCAUGGCCGUUGACUCAGUGGCAUUCUCGCCUGAUGGCCAGCGGGUUGCGUCCGGUUCGUACGACAACAAGGUCAAGAUCUGGGAUCCGGCGUCGGGGAGCUGCCUCCAGACCCUAAAAGGCCAUAGCCGCUCCGUUCGCUCAGUGGCAUUCUCGCCUGAUGGCCAGCGGCUUGCGUCCGGUUCGUUAGACAAGACGGUCAAGAUCUGGGAUCCGGCGUCGGGGAGCUGCCUCCAGACCCUCAAAGGCCAUAGCGACUGGGUUCGCUCAGUGGCAUUCUCGCCUGAUGGCCAGCGGGUUGCGUCCGGUUCGGACGAUAAGACGGUCAAGAUCUGGGAUCCGGCAUCGGGGAGCUGCCUCCAGACCCUAGAAGGCCAUAGCGACUCCAUUUUCUCAGUGGCAUUCUCGCCUGAUGGCCAGCGGGUUGCGUCCGGUUCGGAGGAUAAGACGGUCAAGAUCUGGGAUCCGGCAUCGGGGAGCUGCCUCCAGACCCUAGAAGGCCAUAGCGACUCCAUUUUCUCAGUGGCAUUCUCGCCUGAUGGCCAGCGGGUUGCGUCCGGUUCGGACGAUAAGACGGUCAAGAUCUGGGAUCCGGCAUCGGGGAGCUGCCUCCAGACCCUAGAAGGCCAUAGCGACUCCAUUUUCUCAGUGGCAUUCUCGCCUGAUGGCCAGCGGGUUGCGUCCGGUUCGGAGGAUAAGACGGUCAAGAUCUGGGAUCCGGCAUCGGGGAGCUGCCUCCAGACCCUGAAAGGCCAUAGCAUGGCCGUUGACUCAGUGGCAUUCUCGCCUGAUGGCCAGCGGCUUGCGUCCGGUUCGUACGACAACAAGGUCAAGAUCUGGGAUCCGGCGUCGGGGAGCUGCCUCCAGACCCUAAAAGGCCAUAGCCGCUCCGUUCGCUCAGUGGCAUUCUCGCCUGAUGGCCAGCGGCUUGCGUCCGGUUCGGAGGAUAAGACGGUCAAGAUCUGGGAUCCGGCGUCGGGAAACUACCUCCAAACGAUUAAUACUAGUACUAUGACGACCGAUAUCUCGUUUGACCCUACUAAUCACUACCUACGUACCAACGUUGGACGUAUUAAAAUAGAUACGGAAACUACCGAAAGCCAAGUUGUACUAGAUAAUCCAGAGAGCUAUAGCUAUGGCUUGGGACAGGAUUGGUCUUGGAUUACUUGCAACGGCCAAAACGUACUCUGGCUGCCACCGAAUUACCGACCGUCUAGUUGUGACCUCCAGGGACGCAUGAUAUCCAUCGGCAGUAUAUCGGGACUGGUUUAG